GCCAAAUGUGGAGAUUAUUAGUGCCAAAUGUAGAGAUUAUUAGUGCCAAAUGUGGAGAUUAUUAGUGCCAAAUGUGGAGAUUAUUAGUGCCAAAUGUAGAGAGUUAUUAGUGCCGAAUGUAGAGGGUUAUUAGUGCCAAAUGUGGAGGGUUAUUAGUGCCAAAUGUAGAGAUUAUUAGUGCCAAAUGUGGAGAUUAUUAGUGCCAAAUGUGGAGGGUUAUUAGUGCCAAAUGUAGAGGGUUAUUAGUGCCAAAUGUGGAGGGUUAUUAGUGCCAAAUGUGGAGGGUUAUUAGUGCCAAAUGUAGAGGGUUAUUAGUGCCGAAUGUAGAGAGUUAUUAGUGCCAAAUGUAGAGGGUUAUUAGUGCCAAAUGUAGAGAGUUAUUAGUGCCAAAUGUGGAGGGUUAUUAGUGCCAAAUGUAGAGAGUUAUUAGUCCAGAAUGUAGAGGGUUAUUAGUGCCAAAUGUGGAGGGUUAUUAGUGCCAAAUGUGGAGGGUUAUUAGUGCCAAAUGUAGAGGGUUAUUAGUGCCAAAUGUAGAGGGUUAUUAGUGCCAAAUGUAGAGGGUUAUUAGUGCCAAAUGUAGAGGGUUAUUUGUGUCAUGUGGAGGGUUAUUAGUGCCAAAUGUAGAGGGUUAUUUGUGUCAUGUGGAGGGUUAUUAGUGCCGGGCGUGCAGUGAGAAUACUGUUAGCAUUUAGCAGUACUGUAGCCUCAUGGAGCUGCUAGCAUGACUACUCUAUGGAGGCAUUUAUUCAUCCAUCCAUCCAUCCAUCAUCCAUCCAUCCAUCCAUCCAUUUUCAAUACCACUUAUCCUCAUUAGGGUCGCGGGGCGCUGGAGCCUAUCCCAGCUGACAUAGGGCGAAGGCAGGGGACACCCUGGACAGGCCGCCAGUCCAUCGAGGGCAGCAUUUAUUCAUUAAAAUGUUAAAUUAAUUCUUCACAAUAAACUUGCACAGUACAUUUGUUCUUGUGGCAUGAUCAAUGUUUGUUUAUUGAAUAUUGAUCAGAGAGGUCUGAUGACUUUAUUAUUUCAGUCGUUCACAAGAACAACAUUUGGGUUGCAGGUUGUUAUUUGUCUUUAAUAUUUCUAUUUAUUAUAACAUAUCAAUAAAUUAGAACUCAUUUAUUUAUUUAAGUAAUUAUUCAUGCUCAUACUUAAAUACAAUUUUCUCAGUCAGUAUUUAGUAUAGUUUACUUAAAAUGAACGAUAAUAAUAAUAAAAAUAAUGAUGAUGGUGAUGAUGAUGAUGAUGAUGAUGAUGAUGAUGGUUCUCCCUACAGUCGCCGCUCUGCUGCACUGCUUCCUGUUGGCAGAUUUAAUCCAAUCAGCUCCCACCAUCUCGCCGGCCAACUGGCCGGCCGACUCGUCAGCGGCACUCAGAGCGGCGGCCGAGCGAGUGAAGACACUGGUGGAGAAAAUCCUGAGGGACGUGCCCGCCGCGCACGCCGCUACCGUCACCAUCGAGGGUUUGACCCUUGACUCCGCACACACAACAAACCUGCAGAUGAUGGUGACAUCACUGGGCAUCCCCGCCGCCCCCGUCCUCAAGCCGCCGUCCGAGCGCUUCACGCUGGACGUCUGUAUGAGCCGAAUGUCUGCCGGCAGCCGGCUGUACCAAAGGCUGCUGGGAGAUUUAUCUGACCGGCUGAGCGGACUGAGCGACCUGCAGGCCGACCUGAGAGACCUGCAGACGCACAUCAGAAAGAUGGAGGAGGCGGCUCAUCUCGAUGUCGCGGAUCAGAACCAGAGCCUGGACCUGGCCUCCCGUCUCCACAGUAACUAUGAGCUGCAGGUGGCGGCCCACCUGACGCUGACGCAGCUCCGCUCCUUUAGUCAUGAUCUCAUCCGCAGCCUGAGAGCCGUCGCCACCUACAGACCCCAGCCUGCAGGUGCACGCUAAGCCCCGCCCACCAGGAGCACACGGGAUCAAGGUGGGGAAACGAAACAAAGCCGGCAUCCUAAGGUCAUGACCUUUAUGACCGACCGUCUGCGUCUUCCUGCAGUGCAUCAUGGGAGAUAUUUUAUGAAGGUGUUCAUAAAAGAAGGAUUUCAUACCUUUUUUAGUUCAUCAAACUUCAGCCCUCCAUCUGAGAACCACAUCGAGAUAAGGGAAGGAAGGAUGGAGGGAAUAAAAGCUCAGUUCCUGAUCUCUGGUCAGUAAAGAAGCUCCCGGAGAAAGAAGAUUGACCUCCAAGUGAGACGUCCCUCUGCAGAGACUAUCUUUGAGACUUUACUUUAUGCACUUUUUUCCCAACUGAGGACAUUUUAUUCAAUUGGAUUUAUUUUAUAUAGCCCAAAAUUACAAAUUACAAACUUCCUUCAGAGGGCUUUACAAUCUGUACACAUACGACAUCCCUGACCUUUGACCUCACAUC
This is a messenger RNA of Cyclopterus lumpus (lumpfish), 2369 nucleotides long. RefSeq lists its product as uncharacterized. The record is from RefSeq and is a predicted model, not a curated record. The transcript is spliced from 4 exons. Gene Ontology annotation, biological process: positive regulation of myeloid cell differentiation; immune response. Gene Ontology annotation, molecular function: cytokine activity. The coding region runs from base 1220 to 1894 and encodes 224 amino acids. Gene Ontology annotation, cellular component: extracellular region. NCBI's taxonomy places the organism in Eukaryota, Metazoa, Chordata, Actinopteri, Perciformes, Cyclopteridae.